UUGGAUCUUCCAAAAGGGAUCAACAAGAGAGAAGACAGAGCGACAACAUCGAAAAUGAUCCCUUCGAACAUGGAAGUGGAUGGAAGUAAAAGUUCAAUGGAGAUAAUAUUCUCGGAGGAACACGAUCGAUGGACCGAUGCAGUAAACAAUGUCAAGAAUCUAGUUAUUGGAAACAACAAACAGAAAUCAAAUGUCAUCGGCCAUGGAGUUAUACCAAGGCUCCUGCAAUGGAUGAUCAAUGAAGCAUCUCCAAUUGAGCUCCGUACAGAGUGUGCAGUAGUGCUGGGGAGUUUAGCAAAGGGCACUGAUGAGAACAUUUCAGCUUUGGUGGAGGCUGGGUGUGUCUCUGUUUUGCUGAAAGGUUUGUCCAACCAGAAUCUAAAGUAUGUAGAGGCUUGUCUUCGAUGCUUGAGAACAAUUUUUGUGUGCAAUAAAGCUGCCAUAGAGCUAGUCUACCAGGAUGCCACCAUAAUUCCCCACCUGAUCAACAUCAUCUCCAAGUCUGUCUGUACACAGGAGUGCAUCACCACCAUCUUUGCUAACUGCUGCAAGAGUACAGUUCAUCAGGAGAUGCUGUGUAAAAACGGAGCAAUAGCAGCUUUGGCCCCUCUCCUCGGCUCAGACAUAUACAAGGUCCAGAUGCCAACUCUGAAAUGUUUUGCUGUUCUGUGUCACCAGAACGAUGCUGUGUCACAGGCUGUUGCUUCAGCCACCUACAAUGGGGACCCAAUCCCCAGACUUCUCAUCAACCUGCUGGCCAGAGACAAAACAUCGGAGAUGCAGAUGGCGGCUGCCAAGUGUAUGACGUACUUGUAUCGGGGCAGCGUUAUUGAGGCCAGCAACCCUAUCAUCACACUGAAGACACUUCCAACUUUGGUCCGUAUGUGCAAGAAAGAUCGUACUUUAGAGGAGAAUGUGGAAGGAGCAGAGAACUUGGCGUACCUGAUUGAGGUAGACCCGGAGCUCCAGCGGCUGGCAUCAAUCUCUGAUCAUGUCAUUAAAACACUAGCCGACUACCUCAAGUAUGGUGAUGUGCAGCAGAUCGGCUCUCGCACCCAGAGGAAGGACAUUGACUGGGGAAAUGAAAUGAGGCAGGCUGCUUUCAAAGCCUUUGCCUCUCUCGGUGCCAAUGAUGAGGACAUCCGCAAGAAGGUGAUUGCCACUGAGAAUCUGAUGGACCACAUUGUAGUCGCCAUCAACAGCACUAACAUGAAGGUUCAGAUUGCUGCCACCAGAUGUCUCCACAGUCUGUCACGCUCGGUACAACAGCUCCGCACGACAUUCCAGGACCAUGCAGUGUGGAAGCCCUUACUCAAGAUGAUGCAGAGUGGCAAUGAGGAAGCUGUGGCCAUCGCCUCAUCGACGCUGUGCAACCUGCUGCUGGAGUUCUCCCCGAGCAAGGAGCCUAUUCUUGAGUGUGGAGCUAUCAACAUCCUAGCCAGUCUUGCUAGUCGUAAUGAAGCCCCACUGAGACUGAAUGGGGUGUGGGGGUUGAUGAACAUGGCCUUUCAAGCAGACCAGAAAGUGAAGACUCAGAUUGUUGAGACACUGGGGUCAGAUCAGCUGUUUUGUCUUCUGUCAGACCAGAAUCCCAACAUUUUAAUGAAAACUUUGGGUCUUUUGAGGAAUCUCCUGUCAAACAAACCAGUAGGUUUGAAAUUUCCGAAGUGCCAAACAUUGACCAAAUUUCAGCACAUCGACAGUAUCAUGAACGUGUAUGGAAAACAGGUGAUGCAGGCCGUUGUCUUUAUUCUGGAGGGAGACCACUCUGUGGAUGUCAAGGAGCAGACUCUUUGUAUCCUGGCAAACAUCGCAGAUGGAGAUAGUGCCAAGGAUGUCAUCAUGGCUAAUGAAGAUGUUUUGAAGAAGCUCAUGUCUUACAUGGUCCACAGCAAUGUCAAGCUACAAAUUGCUGCUACAUUCUGCAUUUCCAACCUGGUCUGCAAUGAGGAGGAGGGUGCAUACAAUCGACAGACCAGACUCCGGGACAUGGGUGUUCAGAAGCUCCUGCAGCAGCUGCUGGGUACACAAGACUCCACGCUAUUUGACAAAGUGAAGACAGCAUUGCAGCAGUUCUCCUAGACUGACACAUCAAACAAGAUCUGUAGAAAUCAUGUUGUAGUCGUGUGUUCGUCACCAUUACUCUGUGUGAAUGUAUGCAUGUAUAAAUAAACUAUUUAAGUCAUGUA
This is a messenger RNA of Haliotis rubra (blacklip abalone), 2189 nucleotides long. Its product is annotated as armadillo repeat-containing protein 8-like. NCBI's taxonomy places the organism in Eukaryota, Metazoa, Mollusca, Gastropoda, Lepetellida, Haliotidae. Gene Ontology annotation, cellular component: GID complex. Gene Ontology annotation, biological process: proteasome-mediated ubiquitin-dependent protein catabolic process. Bases 55 to 2082 code for a protein of 675 amino acids. The record is from RefSeq and is a predicted model, not a curated record. Gene Ontology annotation, molecular function: protein binding. The transcript is spliced from 20 exons.